GGGGCCGACGAUUGGCCUCCUGAGAGGACUGGAGUAAGGGGGUUCCAGGGGAGGGAUUUCCCUCCACGCCUAGAGUUCGGGGACCCGACGAGAAGGAGAGGAGUCACUCAAGUCUCCGCAAGGCUGAGCCGCGAGUCGCAGAGCCGGGCGGGCCGGGCCGGCCGGGCGGGCUGAGCCUCCUUCGCGGCCGCUCCAGCCAGGACCGCGCCGAGCAGCUUUCCCAUCCUUCUGGCCCAGCUUUGGCUACAGCGGGAUCCCGUAGGCAGCGCGUGGAGUCCCCGGCACUUUCCGGAGGGGUCGCUAGCUCUCCCCCAGGGGACUGACCGUGCGCUCUCAGACUGACCUGCCUCAAACCUAACAGAACCAUGUGCGCAGCCGGGACCCCCGGGGUCGCCUCCAGCGCGCGCCUGACAGCCUGUCCCACCAAUUUUCAACCGAUGCCUCCACCAUCGCCCCGGCUGUUGCUAGCGCUGCUGCUUCUCCUGUCACUGGUAAGCCGCGUCCGGGCAGAGCCGGUUGCCCCGGGUCGGGCGUCGGCGUCUCCGGAUUUUGCAGGGGUUUCUGGGGUCCCCGCCGAGGAGGCCAUAGUGCUGGCGAAUCGUGGGCUCCGGGUGCCCUUCGGCCGCGAGGUCUGGCUCGACCCGCUGCACGACUUGGUGCUGCAGGUGCAGCCGGGGGACCGCUGCACGGUGACUGUGCUAGACAACGACGCGCUGGCCCAGAGGCCGGGCCGCUUGAGUCCCAAGCGCUUCCCGUGCGACUUUGGCCCCGGAGAGGUGCGCUACUUACACCUAGGCGCGCGCAGCCCGUCGCGGGAUAGCGUCCGGCUGCAACUGCGCUAUGACGCGCCAGGAGGAGCGGCCGUGCUACCCCUGGUGCUGGAGGUGGAGGUGGUGUUCACCCAGCUAGAGGUUGUGACUCGGAACUUGCCCCUGGUCGUGGAACAGUUGUUGGGAACGAGCAAUGCCCUGGACGCUCGGAGCUUGGAGUUCGCCUACCAGCCCGAGACGGAGGAGUGCCGCGUGGGUAUCCUGUCGGGUUUGGGCGCGCUGCCUCGCUAUGGGGAACUCCUCCACUACCCGCAGGUACCGGGUCAAGCCAGCGAGGGGGGCGCCCAAGAGCCUCUUCUAAUGGACUGCAAAGCUUUCCAGGAGCUAGGCGUGCGCUACCGUCACACCGCUCCCAGUCGCUCACCGAACAGGGACUGGGUGCCCAUGGUGGUGGAACUGCGCUCGCGAGGGGCUCUGCUGGGCAGUCCUGCUUUGAAACGCGAGCAUUUCCAGGUGCUGGUGAGAAUCCGAGGAGGGACCGAGAACACUGCACCCAAGCCCAGUUUUGUGGCAAUGAUGAUGAUGGAAGUGGACCAGUUUGUACUGACCGCCCUGACCCCAGACAUGCUGGCUGCUGAGGAUGCUGAGUCUCCUCCUGACCUGUUGAUCUUCAACCUCACCGCUCCAUUGCAGCCUGGCCAGGGCUACCUGGUGAGCACUGAUGAUCGCAGCCUGCCUCUCUCCUCCUUCACGCAAAGGGAUCUGCGCCUCCUGAAGAUUGCCUACCAGCCCCCCUCAGAGGACUCUGACCAGGAGCGUCUUUUUGAACUGGAGCUGGAGGUAGUGGACCCAGAAGGAGCAGCCUCAGACCCUUUUGCUUUCAUGGUAGUGGUGAAGCCCAUGAACACGCUGGCUCCCGUAGUUACCCGGAACACUGGUCUCAUUCUCUAUGAGGGUCAGUCUCGGCCCCUCACAGGUCCUGCAGGUAGUGGACCACAAAACUUGGUCAUCAGUGAUGAGGAUGACCUAGAGGCAGUGCGGCUGGAGGUGGUGGCUGGACUCCGCCAUGGUCACCUGGCCCUUCUGGGUGCCUCCCAUGGCAGCUCAGCCCCUAAGACCUUCACAGUGGCUGAGCUGGCAGCAGGCCAGGUGGUCUACCAUCACGAUGACAAAGAUGGCUCAUUGAGUGACAACCUGGUGCUUCGAAUGGUUGACGGAGGAGGCAGGCACCAUGUGCAGUUCCUGUUCCCUAUCACCUUAGUACCUGUGGAUGACCAGCCACCAGUGCUCAAUGCCAACACAGGACUGACACUGGCAGAGGGUGAAACAGUGCCCAUCCUGCCCCUCACUCUAAGUGCAACUGACAUGGACUCAGAUGACUCUCUGCUGCUUUUUGUCUUAGAAUCACCCUUCUCAACCACGGGGCAUUUGCUUCUCCGUCAAACUCAUCCUCCCCAUGAGGAAGAGGAGUUUCUCGGGGGUUCUUGGAGGAAACAAGGAGAUUUCUAUGAGCAAACUGUGACAGAGUGGCUGCAGCGGGACAUCAUGGAGGGGAGGCUCUUCUACAGGCACACUGGGCCCCAUAGUCCUAGGCCAUUGAUGGACCAGUUCACAUUUCGGGUCCAAGAUAAUCAUGACCCCCCUAAUCAGUCUGGACUACAGAAGUUUGUGAUACGCAUUCAUCCUGUGGAUCGCCUUCCUCCAGAACUGGGCAGCGGCUGUCCCCUUCGAAUGGUGGUGCAGGAAUCCCAGCUCACACCUCUGAGGAAGAAGUGGCUGCGCUACACUGACCUGGACACAGAUGACCGAGAACUGCGUUACACAGUGACUCAGCCCCCUGUGGAUACAGAUGAAAACCACUCACCAGCCCCCCUGGGCACCUUGGUGCUAACAGACAACCCCUCAGUGGUGGUGGCCCAUUUUACCCAGGCCCAGGUUAACCACCAUAAAAUUGCUUAUAGGCCUCCAGAUCAAGAGCUGGGAGUGGCUGCCCGAGUGGCCCAAUUCCAGUUCCAGGUUGAAGACCGAGCUGGGAAUGUGGCACCAGGCACCUUCACCUUGUACUUACAGCCAGUGGACAAUCAGCCACCUGAGAUUCUCAACACUGGUUUUACUAUUCAGGAGAAAGGCCACCACAUCCUGAGUGAAACAGAGUUGCAUGUGAAGGAUGUAGACACUGAUGUAGCCCAUAUUUCUUUCACUCUCACACAGGCACCCAGACAUGGCCACAUAAGGGUGUCUGGACAGAUAUUGCAUGUAGGAGGGACCUUCUAUUUGGAGGACAUAAAGCAGGGUCGGAUUUCCUAUGCUCAUAAUGGGGAUGAGUCCCUGACUGAUAGCUGCUUGUUGGAGGUCAGUGACAGGCAUCACGUAGUGCCCAUCACUCUCAGAGUGAAUGUCCGGCCAGUGGAUGAUGAGUUGCCCAUGUUGAGCCUUCCUGCAGGUACCCUGGGAUCAUAUUUAGAUGUGUUAGAAAAUGGGGCUACUGAAAUCACUGCCAGUGUUAUUAAGGGAACCGAUGAGGACACUGAUGAUUUGAUGUUGACUUUCCUCUUGGAAGAUCCACCCUCAUAUGGAGAAAUCCUGGUCAAGGGAGUCCCAGCAGAGCAGUUUACCCAAAGGGACAUCUUGGAGGGCUCUGUCGUCUAUGCUCACACCAGUGGUGAGAUCGGUCUGUCGCCCAAGCAGGACUCUUUUAACUUGAGUCUGUCCGAUAUGUCUCAAGAAUGGAGAAUAGGUGGCAAUACUAUCCAAGGAGUUACAGUAUGGGUGACCAUCCUCCCUGUCGAUAACCAGAGCCCAGAAAUUUCUGUUGGUGAAAGGUUUGUAGUAACGGAAGGUGAUAAAAGUGUUAUAACUUCAAUGCAUGUAAGUGCCGAAGAUAUUGAUUCCCUAAAUGAUGACAUUUUGUGCACUAUAGUUAUUCAGCCUACUUCAGGUUAUGUUGAAAACAUUUCUCCAGCACCAGGCUCUGAAAAAUCAAGAGCAGGAAUUGCCAUAAGUGCCUUUACUCUGAAAGAUCUGAGACAGGGUCAUAUUAAUUAUGUCCAAAGUGUUCAUAAAGGGGUGGAACCUGUGGAAGAUCGAUUUGUAUUUCGUUGUUCUGAUGGCAUUAACUUUUCAGAGAGGCAAUUUUUUCCCAUUAUAAUCAUUCCCACCAAUGAUGAACAGCCAGAAAUAUUUAUGAGAGAAUUUAUGGUGAUGGAAGGUAUGAGUCUGGUGAUCGAUACACCCAUCCUCAAUGCUGCAGAUGCCGACAUUCCCCCAGAUGAUUUAACUUUCACUAUUACCCAAUUUCCUACUCAUGGUCACAUCAUGAACCAGCUGAUAAAUGGCACAGUUUUGGUGGAGAGCUUUACCCUGGACCAGAUCAUAGAGAGUUCCAGCAUUAUUUAUGAGCAUGAUGACUCUGAGACCCAGGAAGACAGUUUUGUGAUUAAGUUAACAGAUGGUAACCAUUCUGUAGAGAAGACAGUCCUCAUUAUGGUCAUCCCGGUUGAUGAUGAGAGCCCCAGAAUGGCCAUCAAUAAUGGACUAGAAAUAGAAAUUGGGGAAACCAAAGUGAUCAACAACAAAAUAUUAAUGGCAACUGAUUUAGACUCUGAAGACAAAUUCUUAGUCUAUAUUAUUCGUUUUGGGCCAGGACAUGGCUCAUUACAGAGGCGGAGCCCUACAGGUACCUUUGAAAAUAUCACACUGGGCAUGAAUUUUACCCAGGAUGAAGUGGACAGAAAUUUAAUCCAGUAUGUCCAUUUUGGGCAAGAGGGAAUUCGGGAUCUAGUUAAAUUUGAUGUCACUGAUGGGAUAAAUGCUCUCAUUGACCGCUACUUCUAUGUGUCUAUUGGGGGCAUUGACAUCGUCUUCCCUGAUGUGAUAAGUAAGGGAGUAUCCUUGAGAGAAGGCGGUCAAGUCACCCUCACAACAGACCUGCUAAGUACUAGUGACUUGAACAGUCCUGAUGAAAACUUAGUCUUUACCAUCACCAGAGUUCCCACGAGAGGCCACUUAGAGUGCACUGAUCAACCUGGUGUGUCCAUCACAUCUUUCACUCAGCUCCAGCUGGCUGGCAACAAAAUCUACUAUAUCCACACAGCUGACGAUGAGGUGAAGAUGGACAGUUUUGAGUUUCAGGUGACCGAUGGACGUAACCCUGUCUUCCGAACUUUCCGUAUCUCCAUUAGUGAUGUGGACAACAAGAAGCCAGUGGUGACCAUCCACAAGCUGGUUGUCAGCGAAGGUGAAAACAAGCUAAUCACGCCUUUCGAACUCACAGUGGAAGACAGAGAUACUCCUGACAAACUCCUGAAGUUCAUUAUCACCCAGGUGCCUGUUCAUGGUCAACUCCUGUUCAACAACACUAGACCUGCCAUGGUUUUUACCAAGCAAGACUUGAAUGAGAACUUAAUCAGCUACAGACAUGAUGGCACUGAGUCAAGUGAAGACAGCUUCUCCUUCACAGUGACUGACGGGUCCCAUACUGAGUUCUAUGUUUUUCCUGAUACGGUAUUUGAAACAAGGAGGCCCCAAGUGAUGACGAUUCAGGUAUUAGCUGUUGACAAUAAUGUCCCCCAAAUUGCUGUGAACAAAGGGGCCUCUACCCUUCGCACUCUGGCCACUGGUCACUUGGGCUUCAUGAUCACCAGCAAAAUCUUGAAAGUGGAGGACAGAGACAGCUUACAUUUUUCUCUCAGGUUCAUUGUAACCCAGGCUCCUCGGCAUGGCUAUCUCCUCAACUUGGGCAAAGGCAAUCACAGUGUCUCUCAGUUCACACAAGCUGACAUUGACGACAUGAAAAUAUGCUAUGUUUUAAGAGAAGGGGCCAAUGCCACAAGUGAUGUAUUCCAUUUUACAGUUGAAGAUGGUGGUGGAAACAAGUUAACCAAGCAGCAUUUUCGUCUGAACUGGGCUUGGAUCUCCUUCGAAAAGGAGUAUUACCUCAUCAACGAGGACUCCAAAUUUCUAGAUGUUGUACUUAAACGUCGAGGUUACUUGGGAGAAACUUCAUUUAUAAGUAUUGGCACCAAAGAUGGGACUGCAGAAAAAGACAAAGACUUCAAGGGCAAAGCACAGAAACAAGUGCAGUUUAACCCUGGCCAGACCAGGGCCACGUGGAGAGUGAGGAUCGUGAGUGAUGGAGAACACGAGCAAUCUGAAACCUUCCAGGUGGUUCUCUCAGAGCCGGUGCUGGCUGCCCUGGAAUUCCCUGCAGUGAUCACAGUGGAGAUUGUUGACCCAGGAGAUGAAUCAACUGUAUUUAUUCCCCAAUCUGAAUAUUCCAUUGAAGAAGAUGUUGGUGAGCUGUUCAUCCCUGUCAGGAGAAGUGGAGACGUGAGUCAGGAGUUGAUGGUGAUCUGUUAUACGCAACAAGGAUCAGCAAGUGGAACUGUGCCUACCUCAGUGCUGUCCUACUCUGAUUAUAUAUCCAGACCCGAGGACCACACCAGUGUUGUCCGCUUUGACAGAGGCGAGAGAGAGAAAAUGUGCAGGAUCGUGGUGAUUGACGACUCCUUGCAUGAAGAGAAGGAAACAUUCCAUGUGCUUCUGAGCAUGCCCAUGGGAGGGAGAAUUGGAUCAGAGUUCCCAGGGGCUCAGAUUACAAUCCUCCCUGACAAGGAUGAUGAACCCAUAUUCUACUUUGGCGACGUCAAGUACUCAGUAGAUGAGAGCACAGGCUAUGUGGAAGUGCAGGUGUGGAGGACUGGCACUGACCUGUCCAGGUCUUCCAGUGUCACUGUGAGAUCAAGGAAGACAGAGCCUCCCUCUGCCGAUGCUGGAACAGACUAUGUGGGAAUCAGUCGCAACUUAGACUUCGCACCUGGAGUCAACAUGCAGACUGUUCGUGUGAUCAUUCUGGAUGAUCUUGGACAACCAGUGCUGGAAGGAAUUGAGAAAUUUGAACUGGUGCUUCGUAUGCCAAUGAAUGCAGCACUCGGAGAGCCCAACAAAGCCACAGUGUUCAUAAAUGACACUAUCUCAGAUUUGCCUAAGAUGCAAUUCAAAGAACGAGUAUAUACUGGCAAUGAAAAUGAUGGGCAGGUAGUGGCGAUGAUCCACAGGGGUGGAGAUAUCCAGUACAGGUCCUCGGUGAGGUGCUACACACGGCAGGGGUCUGCACAAGUCAUGGUGGACUUUGAAGAGCGCCCCAACACUGAAAUCUCUGUCAUCACUUUCCUCCCUGGUGAGAUUGAAAAGCCUUGUGUCCUUGAGCUGAUGGAUGAUGCGCUAUACGAGGAGGUGGAGGAACUCCGUCUGGUUCUGGGCACUCCUCAAAGUAACUCUCCUUUUGGGGCUGCAGUUGGUGAACAAAAUGAAACUCUGAUCAGGAUCCGAGAUGAUGCUGAUAAGGCAAUUAUUAAAUUUGGAGAAACUAAAUUUAGCGUUAGUGAGCCCAGAGAACCAGGACAGUCGUCGGUGGUAAAAAUUCCAGUGAUUCGCCAAGGAGACAUUUCCAAAGUUUCUGUUGUGAGAGUCCACACCAAGGACGGUUCGGCCACCUCCGGAGAAGACUACCAUCCUGUGUCGGAAGAAAUCGAGUUUAAAGAGGGAGAAAACCAGCACUUUGUUGAAAUUGAAGUAAUCUUUGAUGGAGUAAGAGAGAUGAGAGAGGCCUUUACUGUCCACCUAAAACCCGAUGAGAACAUGAUAGCAGAGACGCAGGUAAUCAAAGCCAUUGUGUAUAUAGAAGAAAUGAACAGCAUAGCAGACGUCACUUUUCCGUCUGUUCCUCAAAUUGUGUCCUUACUGAUAUACGAUGACACUUCUAGAGCUAAAGAGAGUGCUGGACCCGUGUCUGGCUAUCCUGUCGUCUGUAUCACAGCUUGCAACCCUAGGUAUUCUGACUAUGACAAAACAGGCUCUAUUUGUGCGAGCGAGAACAUCAAUGACACUUUGACGCGGUACCGAUGGCUGACCAGCGCUCCCUCUGGCCCUGAUGGCGUGACUAGCCCCAUGAGAGAAGUGGACUUUGACACCUUUUUCACAUCAUCCAAGAUGAUCACUUUGGACUCCAUAUACUUUCAGCCUGGCUCCCGAGUACAGUGCGCAGCUCGUGCUGUGAAUGCCAACGGCGAUGAAGGCCUGGAGCUGAUGAGCCCUAUUGUAACCAUCGGCAGAGAAGAAGGUCUCUGUCAGCCUCGGGUGCCGGGGAUAGUGGGAGCUGAGCCUUUCUCAGCAAAGUUGCGCUACACUGGCCCCGAGGACCCAGAACACACAAACUUUAUCAAGCUCACUGUCACGAUGCCUCACAUUGAUGGCAUGCUCCCUGUCAUCUCCACUAAAGAACUUUCCAACUUUGAGCUUACCCUCAGUCCUGAUGGCACAAGAGUUGGAAACCACAAGUGCUCCAACCUUCUGGAUUACACUGAAGUGAAGACCCACCAUGGUUUCUUGACUGAUGCUACAAAAAACCCAGAGAUCAUUGGAGAAACAUAUCCUUAUCAGUACAGCUCAUCUAUCAGAGGCUCCGGUACCUUGCGCUUCUACCGAAACCUGAAUCUUGAGGCCUGUUUAUGGGAGUUUGUGAGCUACUAUGACAUGUCAGAACUGCUUACUGACUGUGGAGGCACCAUUGGGACCGAUGGUCAGGUCCUAAACCUAGUGCAGUCCUAUGUGACCCUUCGAGUCCCUCUCUACGUCUCCUAUGUGUUCCAUUCUCCUGUCGGGGUAGGAGGCUGGCAGCAUUUUGACUUGAAAUCAGAGCUUCGUCUCACUUUUGUGUAUGACACUGCCAUCUUGUGGAAUGAUGGAAUUGGCAGCCCACCAGAAGCAGAACUUCAAGGUUCUCUCUAUCCAACCAGCAUGCGGAUCGGUGAAGAGGGGCGUUUGGUCGUGAACUUCAAGACAGAAGCUCAAUUUCAUGGCUUAUUUGUGCUGUCACAUCCGGCCUCCUUCACAAGCUCAGUGGUCAUGUCAGCGGAUCACCGGGGCCUGACGUUUUCCCUCCGCCUCAUCAGGAGUGAGCCAACCUACAACCAGCCAGUGCAACAGUGGAGCUUUGUGUCUGACUUUGCAGUACGUGACUACUCAGGGACCUAUACUGUGAAAUUGCUGCCUUGCACCACCCCACCGCAUCAGGAGUACCGCCUGCCGGUCACUUGCAACCCCAGAGAGCCCGUCACCUUUGACCUUGACAUUCGUUUCCAACAGGUCAGUGAUCCAGUGGCAGCUGAGUUUAGCUUGAACACACAGAUGUACCUGCUUUCCAAGAAGAGCCUCUGGCUGUCUGAUGGAUCCAUGGGAUUUGGACAAGAAAGUGAUGUUGUGUUUGCAGAAGGUGAUGUAAUUUAUGGGCGUGUCAUGGUGGAUCCUGUCCAGAAUCUAGGUGAUUCCUUCUACUGCAGCAUUGAGAAGGUGUUUCUGUGCACUGGAGCCGAUGGCUAUGUUCCCAAGUAUAGUCCCACAAAUGCAGAGUAUGGCUGCUUAGCUGAUUCUCCUUCACUCUUAUAUAGAUUUAAAAUUGUGGACAAAGCUCAGCCAGAGACACAAGCCACCAGUUUUGGUAAUGUCCUGUUUAAUGCUAAACUGGCAAUGGAUGACCCCGAAGCUAUUCUCUUAGUGAAUCAGCCUGGAUCUGAUGGAUUUAAAGUCGACUCAACACCUCUCUUUCAGGUUGCUCUGGGGCGAGAGUGGUACAUACACACAGUCUACACAGUAAGAUCAAAAGACAAUGCCAAUCGAGGAAUUGGCAAGAGAAGUGUGGAGGAGCAGUACCACUCUUUGGUGGGUCAAGGGAAGCCCCAGGCAACUACUAAGAGCCGGAAGAAGAGGGAGAUCAGGAACACACCCCCGCUGGUGUGGGAAAUCGGUGCUGAAAACAACCGAGGAACAAAUAUCCAGCACAUUGCCCUGGACAGAACCAACAAGAAGCAAGUCCCCCAAGGGCGGGUUCCUCCUGAUGGUGUCCUUCCCCGGGAACUCAACAGUCCUGACUCUGAGGUCAACCUGGUCACAGUCGUGGGAGGCAUCUCAGCAGGAUUACUCACCCUCUGCCUCACCGCCAUCACAGCGAUGAUGUGCAGGAACAAGAAGAGUGCCAGGAAGAAGGCCGCCCCGAAGGGCUCAGGCAGCAGCGAGCCCAUGAUGCCCCAGCAGAGCCACCACAGCGACAGCUCAGAGGUGUGAUGACUGAAGGUGGAACUUAGCCUAUUUUUCAAGUGCCUCAGAAAAGACAAUAUGAACCCAAAUGCUUCUGUUCAUGGCAGAAAAUUUGGGAGUCCUGUGAUGAAGCUGCUCAGAGGAACUGUGGACUAAUGAACUUGGAUUUGAAUUGUCUACUCGUUCAUGCAUCAAAGGACAAAUUCAGACCACACACCACCUCUUUCCUCUUGCCCAGAGGCAUCUACUCUGUAUUCACAGGGACACAGAAUCCAUAAAUGGAGGGCAAGAAAUGUACCUCCCAUUUUAGGCAUUUUCUCUACACAGUGGAGAUGAAUCUCUUCAAAGGUGCUAACAGACUCUCUUAGAUACUUAAGAGGAGUCUAUUUUUGCUGUAUUUGUAUGAACCUGGAAGGUGCAACUAUCACAAUGCUUUUUCAUUGUAUAGCAAUUUAUGACUAGAAAGUAUUUAAUGGGUAGUCUGAAAGAAUGAUUAACACACUGCUCAUUGUGGCAAGCUUUCUAUCAGGUAAAGAUGGCAUAAAAUUAUGACCAGGGUAACUCAACCCACUAAUUACCUUUUCUGCUACAUGGAAGGAGGUGGAAAGAAAGUUAGAGGACAAGCAACUCACUGACUUGAAUUUGAAUUGUUUCUCAUCCUUCUCAGACCCACUAGUUUUAUUUUCUUAUUUAAUUUUAAAUUAAACCAAAGACUGUGUUAAGUCUGGAAGAGCUUGUUAAAGAGAGAUUGCUCUGUUGGGGUAGGUAGUGAGAAGUUCUUAUAGAAUAGUAGAGUUCUUGUAUGACAACACACCUAUUGGUACUCGACAUUUGUAGGAAAUGAGAGGGUUGGUCACAUUUUGAUGACAAAGAAAUGCUAUGGCGCUAGAUUCACAUUUACAAGACAAUGUUCUCUAAGAACUGAGCCUGGGUGUGAUAAUAAGAAACAUCCUAAUAGAUGGUGAAGGGAGAAAGUGUUAUUUAUUAAUAUAAAAUGUUUUAACCAAAGUGCCUCUUACACAUACUUUAUAAAGUAAAGGAACAUUUUGAGAGAUGACACCAAUGUUAACCCUCAUAUUAUGUCACAUAGUCACACAGCAAUGUCCAGAAUUUAAAUUGGUUUUAGGAUAUUUUGUUAACUUUCUAAACAGUGGGAUUUUCUGUAGCUGUCACUCCAGAAAGGUCUUGGAGGUGGCCAGGACCACUAAAUAUAAUCUUUGAUCCAAGAAGAAUGCAUGGUUUUCUAACAGUAUCAAAAAAGAUUCAGCGAGGUCCAUCUCCAAUAUCAGAAAAAAUAUAACUUCUAACAAUUUUCCAUUCACUCCACAAAACCAAGGAUUUUAAAGUGCUUCCCAUUGCCUUUCUAAGAAAUGUGCUUUCACCAAAUGACAGAAAUUUCCACUGGCAAGGAAAAAUGUUAGUCGUUUAAUGACCAGUCUUCCAAAAGCUAGUAAAUAUAUUUCAAACAAAAGUAGGGUCAAGAGAUUAAGAAUCAUACCUAAAGACUAACCCUCUAGGGCUGAAACCUGCCCAAACUACAGGCCAAAACCUGCCCAAACUACACAUCUUGAUGGAGAGAUGUUAGGCCAAUUUUUUUUUCACAUCCCACAGGCUAGUCCUCUCUUAAUUGGAAAAAGGAGGUUAUCCUGGUGCUGAGGAGGAGUUUUCCUACUUACCUCUCUUCUUGGGCAGCUCAACUUCACAUUCAGAGUUUUUUAAAGAAUAGAGUAGACUGUAGUCUCCUUCCCAUGGGGGCCUCACAUACAACUCAAACGGCCCUCAAAGGGCUUCCAUAAAGUACUGUAUAACCCAGGAGUUCACUUAUCAAAUACAUAUUCAUCACUUUGUAAUUAUCCUCUUUCUUUUGCUUUGCCUUCUGGCAGAUGCUUAGCUACGUCUUUGGCUACCUCAUCGCUGGUAUAGGAAUGAGCAUCAGUUAAGCAGCUUCAAAGUGAGUGGGCUUUUUCUACUUGGCAAUAGAUUUGAUUUAUGUAGAAUGGUUAGAGCAAGUGCUUAGUCAACUGUAUGUUAUCUUAGUAGUUAGGAUGCUUCACAAUCUAGCAUCAUACAAUCUUGGGUGUGUCUGUCAAGAAUCUAGUAAUCAGAGACUCAGUAUUACAAGAAGUGUGUUUUGAGCCUUUGGACUGGGCUGGGUUUAUGCCAAAUAUCACUCUACAGUGAGUUGUUCUAAUGAGACUACUAUAUAUAAAUUGGAAAACUUCUAAAAUACAGAACAUACCUUUCCUUUCCUAAAAUAGAAAAAUUUCCCCUGCUCUUCUCAUCUCCUUUUCUCUUCCUCUCCCCUCUCUCUUUUCUUCUUUCUCGUCCUCCUCCCUUUGAAGAGUCUGUGGGAAAUCGAGCUUUCUUAAAUAAAAAGAACCGGGAUUUUCACAUCAUUUCCUUAAUGUCUAUUUACUUAAUAUGUGAUUUAAUAUACAUUAAUCAUAAAAAUAUGUUUUUAGUGGAAACAUCAGGCAAAAUUCUUUAUUGUUCAAUAAAACAGAGCCUUAUUUUCAAUGUUUGUCUUUAGAGAAUUAUUCUUGAAUUAGCAGAACAAAUAAAUAAAAUAGCUUCCCAUAGAAAACAGGAUGCAAGCAAUAAUAGCUCUGUAGCUACUCAGUAGCUUCUGCCUCUAAAUUAAAAAAAGGUCUUGGGCCUCCCCGGUGGCGCAGCGGUUGAGCGCUGGGUUGCAAGGCUGCCGGCGACCUCUGCGGCGCCAGUUCGAUCCCCGGCUGCUCCCCGGCCACAGGA
Molecule: messenger RNA, 12614 nt
Organism: Talpa occidentalis (Iberian mole)
Lineage: Eukaryota; Metazoa; Chordata; Mammalia; Eulipotyphla; Talpidae
Gene: FREM2
Product: FRAS1 related extracellular matrix 2
Exons: 24
Coding region: 366-9890 (3174 amino acids)
Biological process (GO): cell communication
Cellular component (GO): membrane
Source: RefSeq, a predicted model, not a curated record